This is a messenger RNA of Oncorhynchus gorbuscha (pink salmon), 268 nucleotides long. Its product is annotated as cytochrome P450 2J1-like. Gene Ontology annotation, cellular component: intracellular membrane-bounded organelle; cytoplasm. The transcript has 2 exons. Gene Ontology annotation, biological process: xenobiotic metabolic process. Gene Ontology annotation, molecular function: oxidoreductase activity, acting on paired donors, with incorporation or reduction of molecular oxygen, reduced flavin or flavoprotein as one donor, and incorporation of one atom of oxygen; heme binding; iron ion binding. Lineage: Eukaryota; Metazoa; Chordata; Actinopteri; Salmoniformes; Salmonidae. The record is from RefSeq and is a predicted model, not a curated record. The annotation marks the transcript as partial.
AUGGAAAGAUCUUCAGCCUUCGAAUUCCUUCAGCAAACCAGAGCAAAGUGGGUUAUUCUGAGUGGAUACGAGAUGGUGAAAGAGGCCUUGGUCCACAAUGGCGACAGUUUUGUCGAUCGUGUGAUUAUGUCGAACGGGUAUCCAUGGAAGCAACAGAGGAGGUUUGCUCUCUCUACGCUGAGGAACUUUGGACUGGGCAAGAAGAGUCUGGAGCCAUCCAUCCAGAUUGAAGCGCAGUGUUUGAAUGAAGCAAUUCAGAGUGAACAAG